AUGGCCACCGUCGCUGCCGUCUCGUGCGCUUCUGCCGCCACCUGCUUUGUGCAGAAGUCUGUUUCCUCGAAGCAGAUUACCGGCCGUGCUGCCGGACUUCCUGCUCUCCGCAUGUCAAGGGUGACCUGCUCUGCUGAGAGGAAGGAGAGGAAGGCUGUCCUGUCUGCGGCUACCGUCGCCGCCUCGGUCUCCGCUGCCCUUCCGUCACUGGCUGCCGUCGAGGAGAUUCUCGGUGGGGAUGGUACCGGUCUCCCCUUCGGCAUCAACGACUCUUCCCUUACCUGGGUUCUCCUCGGUGUCUUCACCGCCAUCUGGGGUGCUUUCUAUCUGUAUGCCUCGUCGCUCCCCAAGACCGAUGAUGACUCUGGCCUUGGCUUGUAA
Molecule: messenger RNA, 381 nt
Organism: Closterium sp. Naga37s-1
Lineage: Eukaryota; Viridiplantae; Streptophyta; Zygnematophyceae; Desmidiales; Closteriaceae
Source: the annotation of a GenBank genome assembly